This is a messenger RNA of Fraxinus pennsylvanica, 495 nucleotides long. The record is from the annotation of a GenBank genome assembly. Lineage: Eukaryota; Viridiplantae; Streptophyta; Magnoliopsida; Lamiales; Oleaceae.
AUGGAGAGUGAAAAGAGGGCUGAGUUGAAAAGUUUACUGGAAAUUCUACCUCCUGUCGAUUUCUGCUAUAUAUAUGGCUGCAUACUCCAUCCAAAUAAUCUUGACAAGACUUCCAUGAUAGAUUACAUUAUAGGUGUGCAAUAUCCUCAACAAUGGCACACUGAGAUUGCCAAUGUUGCAGAUACUAUUGGUGUUGGUGUGCACUUCAAUCCAUUUGUUGCUCACAAUGACAAGGCGUUCAGAUAUGGUGUUGAUCGAAUGCAUGAUUUGAUUCAGGACAUUCUAGGAUGGGAGAGAUUCUACCUGGGUGGCCGGUUGCAGAAACCUGUUAACAUCCUUGUGGACGAUCUGGCUGUUGAAAAUCUGAACUGUGUUAAUCUGAAGGCUGCCACCUCUGCUGCUCUCCUUCUUUUGCCAUCAAAAUUCAGCGAGGCUUACUUUUUAAAUAAAUUUGUAGUCCAGUAUAGAGAUCCCAGUUUACUUACACACCCCUAG